GGGAAGAGGAGGGUGAGGGGUACCCACAAAGAUGUUGCGUGAUUUUUUUGGACAUUUAUUUAUUUGAAUAAAAAUGGCCGCCGCAGAGAGCGGAGUGGAGAGACUAGGUGAGGACAAGAAUGAAGACCAGGAGGCCUCAAAAGACAAGACACAGAAACAGAAGAAAAACAAGAGAGAAGUUCAGAAUGUGGAGAAACUGGAGGCCACUGUGUCUGUUCCUCCACCCGCAGCCCCCUCCACAGCGGUGGAUGACGGACAACAGACAGAGGCAGGAAAAUCCGAACCCACUGACCCUGAAGUUGGAGCUGCUCUCAGCGCUCCGGAAUCUUCUGCAUCAGCCAAGCAGCGGCGUUCCAUCAUUCGGGACCGAGGCCCGCUGUAUGAUGACCCUUCACUGCCUCUAGGUUGGAAGCGCAAGCUGAAACAGCGCAAGUCUGGCCGAUCUGCUGGCAAAUUUGAUGUCUACCUUAUCAACCCAGAAGGGAAAGCCUUCCGUUCCAAAGUCGAGCUCAUGGCAUACUUCCAAAAGGUGGGCGAUACCUCCACGGACCCCAAUGACUUUGACUUUACGGUCACGGGCCGAGGGAGCCCCUCUCGCAGAGAAAAGAGACCACCAAAGAAGCCUAAAGUGGCAAAACCCACCGGUCGCGGGAGGGGGCGGCCAAAAGGCAGCGGCAAGAUACGGCCGACCACAGAAGGGGUGGCAGUAAAGCGUGUUGUAGAAAAGAGUCCUGGGAAACUCCUUGUGAAGAUGCCUUUUGUGACCCCUAAAACUGAAGCAGGGGCUCCCUUGGGGCAAGCGGCAGUUGCCAAAGUGCACAGAGGGCGCAAGAGAAAAUUGGAAAAGAAGCCACCAAGUACUCCCAAAAAACGAGGCCGUAAGCCAGCAGCUGUAUCUCAGUCGGCAGCAGGGACUGGCUCUAGUGCAGCUUAUGUCGCUGCCGCCAUUCUCAGCGCAGAGGCCAAGAAAAAAGCUCAGAAGGAGUCUUCUGCAAAGCCUGUUCAGGAGAGGGCGCUUCCAAUCAAGAAGCGCAAAACACGAGAGACUAUGGAGGAUCUGGAGGGAUCUACCACCUCUACAACCGAGAUGUCAGCACUAAGUAGUGGGACUGGGGUAGCAAAACGACUGACGGCAUCAACUGUGACCCCUACAGGGGAGGAGGUAGAAAUGGAGAAACAGAGGCUUCACAAGCAUCUGGGUCGGAAACACAAAGAGGCAUCUAUGGAUCCAGGGAAUGGCAGUAGCAGCAGUGGUACCAGCGGUGGUGGACCAAAGGGUCACAAAAAAAAAGAUCAACGCGGGCAGCACUUUAAACACCACCAUCACCAUCUUCAUCACCACCACCAACACCAUCUGCAGGCAAUGCCACCCUCAACCUACACUCCACAGGCUCACCAGCUCUCCCUGGGUCACUCCAUGCAAGGAGGCCCACCUGUCUCCGCAGAAAACGAACCCCAGGACUUGAGCACCUCUAGGCCCAAACCGGAAUACAUGGUCUGCAGGGAAGAGGCCAGAACUGACAGCUCCUCAAGCAGGGACGCUGAGAACGCUGGCAAGAUGGCUUCCACUGACCUGAGAGGGGAUGGCAAGGAGCUGAGAGACAUUGUCCCACCCUCCGCCGUUCCGAGGCCGAGCCGAGAGGAAACGGUUGAGUCGCGGACACCAGUGAGCGAACCCGUGAGCUGACUGACUAACUGACCAAUCAGCAACCGCUUUGUGUGCAAAGGAAGUCGAGGCUGCCCUAGCGAGAGUGAUUUUCGUUUUUUUUACUGAUGGAAAAAAAGAAAAAGGAAACACAAAAUAUACAAAAAUGUAAACGUACUUAAACAAAAGGCAGCUGUUGUGUCUCGUUCUCUCUGUGGGUUGGACGUGGGGCGGUUAAUUAUCUCUGCCGUAUUGCUUCCGGAUGAAUUCUCUGCUAACCUUUUCCUUUAUACUUUUUUUUUCCCCUCACUAUAUCUUUGUAUUAGUAUAUCUUAGAACUCACCUAAACCCCGAUAUUUCUUUGUCAAAUCUUGUAGGAAAUAGAAACACACUCGAGUGGUAAUGAAUGCAUAAGUCACACACCAUAGUUGUCGUAAAGCAAAAUUUCUCAGAUUGAAAUCCUCUCAAAAGUACUAAAUUGCUUCAUGGUCAUGUCAUCUCAGUGCUAGGAAAAAAAUAUGUCAUAUUACUUUUUUCCUUUUUUUUUCAACGAGACCUUUCCAUUUGAGUCGGACACAGCUGUUGCUGCAUCCCCACGUUAACCUUUUUAAAUAAAAGAAACUAGCUUAACUCCGACAGAAAAGAACUUCCUAGUUGUGGGUUCGUGUUGACCUAUGAAGAUUUAUUGAAUGCUAUUUCCUUUAUUGUUGCUGAAAAUGCUGUAGUGAAAUUUUAUAAGGCUGGGGUAUACUUUGUUUUUCUGCUUGCCGUUCUGUCUUGCACGGACGCGUUCAACGCAUGCGUGCCAAGACUGCUCUGUGAUAGACUUCUACCACACUCAAUGACGUGCACUGUCUGCUUGUCUAGAAAAUCUAGGCUGUACGCGUACAGUCCACUCAUGCUGUGCUGAUGACGAAAUUGAAGUCACGCACAUUGUGUGUGAGAAAAUUGAAAGUAUACUUUUGCCUUUAUUUAUUAGUAGUUCAAUUAACAUAAUCGCUUGUUUUAGUAGUGUCCUAGAAAAAGCAACCAGAGAGUGAUGAUUUCUUUUUUUUUCUUUUUUCUUUUGGGAAUGCUAAAGCACAAAUGUAUUUGUUAAGGAAUAUUGAAAGCACAGUCCAAUGUAGAGUCAGGAGUAGAUGUUAACUCGGUUAAGUGAAUAAGAAAAGUGGAAUGAAUUUGUUGUUUACCUGCGUUUGUCCAUGAAGUACAAUUGAAAUAGUGGCCUUGUGUUAUAGCGACACAAAUCCCUAACAAAAAAGCCUACAGUUUCAAAUGUAGCUUUUCUUUUUGUUGUGUGUGGUUAUAGAUUAAUCCCAUGAGCUGCUGUUCUAAAAAAAACCGAUUCAGACGGAAAAGUUAAUAGAUGGCUAUAUUUAUAUAACGUCUUGUCAGGCUGUAGCGUUGUCUAAUGCAUGGGUUGCUUAUGUUUGUGUGUUUUAGGUCUACACACACAAUAGCUGUUUACUUCAGUACUCUAGCUUUGUCUUUCCUGUACAUAAACGUUUAUACAGCCAGGUUCAGCACUUAUGGCUAACCAAUGGGGGUGAAGCAUUUUACACAUGUAAAAAUAACGAACAAACAUUUAUAAUGACUUGGUUGGCUUGGCAAAAAGUAAGAAAAAUAACGUUAAUCUACACGCUUUACGUUUUAGACCACCUUGCCAUCAUGUUUAUUUCAAAAUAUUUAUUUUUUUAAUCUAAUGCCUACUGGUUUUCUUUCUUAAGGCUGAUAAACUAUUCAGCAGAAAUAAAAAAGAACAUUUGUGAAGAGUUGUUAUAGAUUGGACAAUGGAUGUCUUAGUAAUUACAUUUCGAAGAUAGACAGUAUAUUUGAUUGUAUAUUUGGGAUGAAACUUAAUCCUAAGAAAAUUGUGAACCAAACUGAGGAAGUUCUUCUUUGUUGAUUGUGUAAAACUUUGUUUAGGAUUUUGCAGGAACUUUACAGCACUUUUUUUUCUGUUUUAUUUUUAUUUUCUAGAUGAAAUGCACCUUAUUUUAAAUAAAUCAGAAGUGAAAAUUAAAUCACGUGAAAUUGCGAGAGGCCCACCCACGUUUUUGCAGAUAUUUUUCUUUUUAGCCUUGCACACACUUCGGUUUCAUGUCGGGAGGUAUUAACUCUCUUGAGAAGUUUGGAUAGAUUGCAUGUUUAAAGUCAUUUUAAAGAGCAUUUUUUUUUAUUUUAUUUUUUUAUUUUGCUUUCUCUGUUAAAAUACCCCAAAUAUAUCAAAUAAUAUGUGGUACACGCAUCUGCACGUGAUCUAAAAUUCUCAUGUCAGCCCUACAGUUCACCUACAGUAUAUUAUAUCACAUAUUUCUGGCCAGUAAUGAGGUAAUGAAGGCACUAAAGUCAUUUAAUGACUUUUGACUGUUACCAUACAAAUUCUAGUAAAUCUAGGAACAUGCAAAAGGAAAAGGAAACUUUUAAUGUGCUCCAAAUACAUGAAAGACACAAUAUACCUGAUGGAUUUGUAUUUUCACUGACAUAAAUAAAAAAAAUUAAGGUUAUUACUUAAUCUAAAUCAGGAGAGUGAGGUAUAAAAUAACACUUAGUACUCAUUAAAUAUUUUUGUCUGUUAGAUCUACUAGAGUAGGAUGUUGUUUUUGAUAUUUUCUGUCAUUUAGGGGUUAAAUUGCAUGCAAGGGAGAACUUGCCAGUCAUUAUUCUGAAGUGUGCUUUAGGGUAGUCUUAAAAAUUUAUUAUUUUUGUGUUGCUAAAUGUGUAGAUUAAACUAGAAUCGACAAUCACACGGGACAUUACAUCUUACAUUUUUUCGUUCUCAACUCCUUGCUAUAAUUGUUUAAAGGUUGAAAACUUGUUGUACGUUUCCAUUCUCCUCCUCCAACCCCCCGUUCCCUCGAUCCUCACCACUGGGAAGAGGCAUAGAGAAUAAUAGAGCAUUUACGCUCAGAACAAGAGCUAUGUAAUCGUUUUUAAUAGUCGAAAGGUAGUGGGUUUUGAAGUCAGUGUUUUUGGUUUGAAGAAAGCGGAAUCCAUUCAGCUCUGUAAAAGCAAACUCUGUUAAUUGCUCGAGGUUGAACAAGAGACUUUAAGCAUCAUCAAAUACCAUUGGCUCAUUCUGUGUUCUUGUAAGAGUCUGAGCACUCAAUUUACCAGCGGCUGACGUUUGUGACCUGUCCGCAGUGAACGCCUCCCUGAUCUGACUGAACUUAGGUGGGAGAAUGGAGGUUGCAGAAUGGAUUCCUUCAACUUUAACUGAGCAGGCAAGGCACAAUAAGUACAUUAAAUACUUGUAGACAUUCUCAGUAUUACAGGGGAAAAUCCAGUUAAGAAGAAAAUAAUAUGUAAUGAAAGAAAUGUAACCUCCGGACAUUAAUUGAAGUUACGACAACUCUUAAUUUGAAAUUUUGACUCUAAUUGACCAUAAACGCUGCAUUGAACAGUUUGGCUGCAACAGAAAGGGUAGUGCCUUUAUUUGGGGAGAUUUUCUAAGUGGUAGAAGUGACCUUUAAAUCUGGAGAAAAACCUUAAUCCGAAUGAAGCAAAAUGGAUGUUGAAUUGGUUAAGACGUGCACUGGUGUGUGUUGUAACUAGUUAUUGUUAUUCAUAUAUCUUUUUUGCCAUCAGCUGGAUGUUUUCGUCCACCUAGGAAUGGCGUGUUCUUCAAAACCCUCUGCUUAUUGAACUUCUUGCUUUUUAUAGCGCUCAAAGCCCAUUGACAAAAAUGGAGCCCUACAAAUGGGUAAAGAAUAAGAAAAUUACUUUUGAUCAUUUAUAUGUUUGUUUGUUUGUUUGGAUUUUUUGUGCCUCUGGCAGUGAAACAUGCUAUGGAAUGUCCUUGUGUCCCUGUACCCAAAAAUACAUGCUAUGUAUGUGAACAUGUAUCAGUAUGCAUGAUUGCCAUUAGAAGAUAUGACAUUGCUUGCCCUUUGCUAAUAUAUAUAUGAUGUUUUUAAACAGCGCUCAAAGAGCUGAGCCCAACCAUGCCAACUGAAUCUGAAGAUUUUGAUGCGGUAUAAAAAUACUGAAUGUGCUCCGGUCAAUGAAGGCUGUGCUUUUAGGUCUGUUUUAAUGAACAUUUUAUUUCAUUGAAGUAUUUGUUAACUGAUGGUAGCUGAGUUUUGGCUUCAAAUGCCACUACUUUUGUCAGCAGCUGUAGUGGCUAGAAUAGAUUUACAUGUUAGAUUUAUUUUACUUUUAUAAUUAUUAUUAUUAUUAUUAUUAUUAAUAAUAAAUCUAACAUUGGGAAUAGGCUGUUUUAACUUCAUAGCAAUAGUAUACCCAGCAGAUCUAAUGAGUUUUCACCUUUAGCAUGUCUGUAAUUUAGCAAAAGGAAUACUGAAGUUUUACCCAUAUAACUGAACUACAGCACUUCAAACCAUGCAAGGAGAACAAUUUAAAGUCAAAUGAAACAAGUUUAACUAUAAGAACUAGUUUCCAGAUCCACCGUUGUAGAGAGUUCAUGGUCUAUUUAACAUAGUCUUGUGCCUUGAAGUUUGAAUAAUAGAAUUUAUCUUUAUACCGUAGUUGUAUUUUUAUUCCGAGUCCUGUGUUUGCCUCUUGUUGGUAUUCAGUGCUUUGGAUGUAUUAAGGAUUUCUAGAGAACAACAGUAUGUUUGCCUUGCUUUAUUUUCUUAAUUGAAAAAAAAAAAAAAAACAAUGCAUUGGAUAAUAUCUGGGAGAUGUACUUGGGCAAUAUUGAUUAUGUAAAAAAGCUCUAGGAUCUUGAUGUGUUUCUCAUCCCUGGUAUGUCGAAUGUGUCUCGGAUUAUUGAGUGAUGUGUUUGUUGGGAAAUAUUCUCCAUUUUAACAUGACCAUAAAGUAACCUGGCUGCAAACAUAAUCUUCCAAUCAAAUUACAUUUUGUGACAAAAAUAUUUCAACCUUGACCGGAUGGACAACCAAGUCUAAAGAUCUGCACUUUAUAAAGUAUGUUUCCCGGCAGGACACCCAUUAACUUUUUGUAUGUAUUUUUUACCUUUGUCCAAAGCAGUUUUUUGUUUUCAUAUUAUUUUUUAAUUUAGUUUUAAAUAAAAGGGAUGGGUAGUAUGUAUCUUAAAAAUGUUAUUUUAACCAAACAAUCCUACAGACUAGGUGUCAGUGGUUAUUCGCCAUCUGCCAAGCUAAGUCCUUGCCUUCCUGACAGUGAAAAGUAUAGUUUGUGUCUACUUUUAUAGUACUGUGUUACUGUAUCAUUUGUUUGCCGUAUGUAACAGAUACACAAUAGUAAACAACAUUUACCCGCUCUCUGUCUAACCUGUUUAUUUCACUCAUUACAAAAUGGCAUUUUGACAGAUACUUAGGCCUAUAAUAAUGUAAUUUAAUGAUGUAGUACUACGGGAAUGUAAAUGAAUAAUAUUAAAUCACAAAUUUGUAUAAUCAUUAUUGUUUUAUUAUCCACAAUGUAGUAACGCCUCUAUUUCUGGAGUCACUCCAAAAGUCCAUUGUUAAAAUGGAAAAUUCAGUUCAUGAGUCAAAAGUGAAAAUAUAAUGUAAACAAA
Xyrauchen texanus (razorback sucker) is the source of this 7106-nucleotide messenger RNA. Its product is annotated as methyl-CpG-binding protein 2-like. The transcript is spliced from 3 exons. Bases 74 to 1687 code for a protein of 537 amino acids. NCBI's taxonomy places the organism in Eukaryota, Metazoa, Chordata, Actinopteri, Cypriniformes, Catostomidae. The record is from RefSeq and is a predicted model, not a curated record. Gene Ontology annotation, molecular function: double-stranded methylated DNA binding; chromatin binding; methyl-CpG binding. Gene Ontology annotation, biological process: negative regulation of transcription by RNA polymerase II. Gene Ontology annotation, cellular component: heterochromatin; nucleus.